This is a messenger RNA of Micromonas commoda, 2310 nucleotides long. RefSeq lists its product with no specific name. The transcript has 3 exons. Lineage: Eukaryota; Viridiplantae; Chlorophyta; Mamiellophyceae; Mamiellales; Mamiellaceae. The record is from RefSeq and is a predicted model, not a curated record. Bases 1 to 2310 code for a protein of 769 amino acids. Gene Ontology annotation, molecular function: double-stranded telomeric DNA binding.
AUGCCUUUCCGCGGGUACUGGGACGAUGAGGAGGAGCAGGCGCUCCGCGACGCCGUGCAGAAGCACGGCAUCGGAUCGUGGGAGAAGAUGCGACACGAUCCUGACUUUAAAGUUCUGAAGGGCCGCACGGGCGUGCAACUCAAGGACAAGUGGCGGAACCUCAUCAAGUUCCAGCACCUGAGGCGGGGAGAGGCGGAGAGCGCCCCGCACAGGACCGGCGGCAGGGGCCCUGGACCGGGAGCCAAGCGCAAGAAGGCUGACGACGGCGACGGUAAGGCCGGCAAGAAGGCCAAGCCCGGCGCCAAGGGCACAGCUGGCAAGAAGGACGAUAAACCCGGCAAGCCGGGCGCCAAAGGAAAGGUCAAGGGCGACUACGACGACGAGGACGCCUUCGACGACGAUAAACCCGGAAAAGCCUCGGGCGGGAAAACCUACGGCAAGAAGCAGAAGCUGGGCGUCUCCGCCGACGCCGUCUCCACCAAGUCGGAGCCCGCGAACCCCAAGAAGCGGCUCAAGGCUGUCGCGGCGUUGGCGGCGGUGGAGGAGCACAGACCACCCCCCGACCUCGACGCCUUGGAGCGCGCGAUGCAGGCGGACGCGAUGAAGAUCGACGAACUCAGACGCAGGCGGGAGAGCGCCGUGGGCGAGGUGAAGGACGCGGAGAAGGAGUUACUCGCGGUCAAGACGAGCGUGGAGGACGCGGAGGCUGUGUACAACAACGUUCGGUCGCAGCCGCCCGGUGGGUACCACCACGACCACCACCACGACGACCAUCACGACGACGCGCAUCACGACGACUGGGACAAGUUCCUCGAUUUCGGCGACGAGGGUGCCGAGGGUGCCGAGGGUGCCGGGGCCAAGUCCCCGCACCGACAGCCCAGGCACAGCCAGGGCGCACAGACAGCGGGACAGCCGCGGUUGAGCGAAAACGAUCCGGUGGCUCGAGCCGCGGCGGCGGCGCGGAUGAGCGACCCGGUCCAGUCCCCGGCGGCGGCGGCGGCGAUGCGCGACGCCGCGAACGCCGCGGUGCGGGUGGCGUCCGAGCCCGUGCACAACCCCAACCAUCGCUCGCACCUGCCGAGCCUGCACGAGGCAGAGCAGUUCCUCCUCCAGGAGCUGAAGAAGCUGGAGGCGGCCAACGCUCGACUCAUGUCGGCUCGAGCGCACCUGGAGGUGAUCGACCGACAGCUGGCGGCGGCCAUCGCGAGCGCCGCCGAGCGAAGCGAGCAGCGCGUCGCGAUGAUGCGACGGAACCCGGCGCUGGGCGGGCCCGUGAAGAAGACGUGGGGCGGGCCGCCGGGCGCGAGGAAGAUCAAGGAGGAGAUCAAGGAGGAGGAGGAUGACGAGGAGGAGGAGGAGGACGACGACGAGGACGACGACGAUGCCGAGGAGAGGAAGAAGACGACCCAUCGGAGGAACACGGCGGCGAGCGCGGGGGGCGCGCCCGGGGGUAAGGUCAUCGAGGACCGCCGCUUCGGCAUCUACGACAGCAGGCGGUACCGCAUGGAGGGCGAGCCCGCGCCCCCGGACCCGUCGAGCGACGAAGACGACGAGCCGAAAGUCGGACGGGGCCGCGGGCGAGCCGCAUCCGCCGGUGCGGGCAAGUCGGUCGCCGGAACGAAAACGCAAGCCGGACGGAAGCCGCCGAGGGUCACGCCGGUGUCGGCGGACGCGGUGAGCGUCGGCGUCGGCGGCCGGGGACGCGGACGCGGCGCGGGGGCGGGCGGCGGCCGGGGCAGGGGCCGGGGCCGCCCGCCCAAAAACCAAACCGUUCCCGCCGUCGACUCCGGCUCCGAGAUCGUGUCCACCAAGGCGGGAACGAACCUCAAGCGACACCAGGGGUUCCAGUUUCGGGGUCAGAACAACUCCGGCGCCUUCGUCGCCCCCUCCGCCGCGGACGCCGCGACGUACAUCGCUCCGUCUUACAUUCGCGGCCAUCAUUUGCGGUGGCUCAUGAAACGAGGGCGGACUCGGAAUGCGGUGGCGAGGCCCGCGUCGGGUCCCACGUCCUGGGCGGCGAUGUGCUCGUUCGCGCUGUGGAAACCCGCGGAGCUCAAGGCUGCGAUCGCGCGGGAGAAGGAGAUGGAGAAGGAGAAGGAGGCGAACGCGACGGACGAGGAGGAGUCCGACGAGGACGAGGACGACGACGGGGGCGGCGGGUACGACUCGGAGGAGAGCGGUCCGAUCGGCAGCGGUCACGCGCACAUCGAUUUCGACGCGUUCGGGUACGAGAUGGGCGACGACGGGGACAUGGGGAUGAUCAUGGACAUGGACUUUGGGGAGGACUUUCACCCCGGCAUGUCGCCGUAG